Molecule: messenger RNA, 625 nt
Organism: Ananas comosus (pineapple)
Lineage: Eukaryota; Viridiplantae; Streptophyta; Magnoliopsida; Poales; Bromeliaceae
Product: late embryogenesis abundant protein Lea5-like
Exons: 2
Coding region: 138-440 (100 amino acids)
Biological process (GO): response to stress
Cellular component (GO): mitochondrion
Source: RefSeq, a predicted model, not a curated record
CCGCUUCUUCCUCCUCCCCGACUUGCGAGAGAGAGAGAGAGAGAGAGAGAGAGGCGGAGCCGGUUCCCCCGCUGUAGCGAAGAAGAGAUCUCUUCGAUCGCUGUAGCGCGGGAUCCCGGCCGCUUGAUCAAGAUCAGAUGGCUCGCGCUCUCUCCAACGCAGGCGUGUUCGCGGCUCUCUACGAAGGCGUCGCCCUCCUCGCCAACCGGAGGGCUUACUCUGGAGCGGCGGCGGUGAUGGGAGCGGGUAGGAGGGGUGGGACGGCGGAGGAAACCGCGGCGACGUUUAUGCGCGGAAGGAGAGGCGCUUCGGCGGAUGCGGAGGCGGAUGCGGUGGCAUGGUUGCCGGAUCCGGUGACUGGGUACUACCGACCGGCGAAUCGGGCCGGGGAGAUGGACGCUGCGGGGCUCCGAGAGGUGCUUCUGAAUCCGAAAAAGUGAAGCAGUGCUAUAUAUGUAUGAUUGGAUGGUCCAGAACCUUCUAGAAGUUUCCAUCUGUCUCCAGUUGGCGUCCGUAUGCUUCAAAAGACCGCUUGUGUGAUGCUGCAGUUUCUUGCGGUUUAAUAGUAGGUUGGCCGAGUUAAGAUUAUAAAUAAAAAUAGACACUAUUAUAUUAUAUUUAUAUA